Messenger RNA from Rhododendron vialii, 1693 nucleotides. Its product is annotated as transcription factor BOA-like. Gene Ontology annotation, molecular function: DNA-binding transcription factor activity; DNA binding. The transcript has 9 exons. Bases 374 to 1456 code for a protein of 360 amino acids. The record is from RefSeq and is a predicted model, not a curated record. NCBI's taxonomy places the organism in Eukaryota, Viridiplantae, Streptophyta, Magnoliopsida, Ericales, Ericaceae.
CCAAAAACAAAAAAGGACCCAUCAAAGUCUUAGGGAUACCUGAAAAUGUGAUGACUAAUGGCACGAGAAUUUAAUUCCACAGUUGAAUGAAACAAAAGCCUCCCAACGCCCAGAGAAAAACAACACCAGCUUCCAUCUCUCUCUCUCUCUCUCUCUCUCUCUCUCUCUCUCUCUCUCUCUCUCGGGACUACUACUCCCUUCCUUUUAGAGUUCGUGUGUUUAUGGAAACCUGUUUGAAUCUGCAUCAAGCAAUCAUCGGAUGAAGAUAUUGAAAAUGAGAAGAUAGAUGCUCUUUUUUCAUCAAUGUUGCAGAAGCACAUCUUCAAAAUAAAUUCAAGUCUUUGCAUUUGACAUAGAGGAACAACAUUAAGCCAUGAUUGAGGGAUUAGAAAUUCGCGCUAACAGAAAGGGUGACAAAAUUAAUGAACAAGUGGAAAACACAUCGUCGUCAUCGGUCUCUUUGCAAAAAAUUACUUCAUUCGACUUGAACGAGGAAGCAGACAAUGGGGAAGAGGAUGGCGUGGCGGAUGAUAUCAAGAAGAAGAAUUUAGCUGAUAAUAGUAGCUCAAGAGAAAGAGGAAAUGAAUCGAAGGCGACGGCUCGGCAAUAUGUACGAUCUUCAACGCCUCGGCUCCGGUGGACACCUGAUCUCCAUUUUUCUUUUGUGCGUGCUGUUGAAAGGCUUGGUGGACAAGAUAAAGCUACUCCUAAAUUAAUUUUGCAGUUGAUGAAUGCUAGAGGACUUAGCAUUGCCCAUGUGAAAAGCCACCUGCAGAUGUACCGAAGUAAGAAGCUCGAUGCUUCUGGACAAGUGCUAUGUGAAAGAAGUCGAUCAAUGAAAGAAAGGGAUAUUCAUACUCCCAAUUUUUUCUAUGAAAGAACCCAUCCUCUUCAACGUUUCAGAAUGGAAAAUGGUGGAAUCGUACUAGAAAGGAAUCCUCAUGAAGGUUAUGGUCUUCCAUUCAAUUUCAAAUCUACUUUCUCAAGCCAGCAGGAAUGGAUUUCCAAUCAUCAGCACGCUGUGAACAAGCUGCCAGUUUAUUCGACUAGCAAAAAUCAUGGAAAUGGCAACAAUUGGAAUAUAUUUUCAAGAAAUAGGCCACCCACUAGACCUAGCCAGUUUCUUGAAGAAAAGAAGUGGCCUCCACGUGGCUUUUCCCACAAUCAUUGCUACAGUAGAAGGGUACCUAGCAUCAGUACUGCUACUGGUUCGCCAUCCAAAUGGAACUUCACAAAUAGGUCAAAAGUUUCGCACAUUCAAUCUAAUUUACCGGAUCCUAAGACCAACAUUUCCAAUAUUUGUGGGAAUUCGCCAUUUCAGGAGAAAAGGUUGAAGCACAAGGAAUGGUUGCCGGAUUUGCAAAAGGGAUUGAACCAAAGAGUUGGAAACAAUCAUGAGGACAAGUCUUGUGGGAAGAGCAUGCAAGAGAUUAACACUGUGCUUUCUCUUUCCUAAUUUAUCCUCUUAUUCCUUAAGGGGAAAAAAAUGCAACCACACGUGCAAAAAAGGAAAUUUGAAACAGACAUUAUUAUUAUUAACGUUAUUAUGAGCUUAUGCAAAUAGCAUAGACUGGGGAUGAGUACUGGAGAUCUGACCCCAUGCAUGUUAUAGAGCCUAGCAUAGGAGUGAGAUCUUAUCAGUGCUUGUCUUAAAUGUCAUAGCAGUAUUUUUUUCUGGGUUGGCGUCUUGUUG